Vespa velutina is the source of this 1740-nucleotide messenger RNA. It is a transcript of the gene gbb, whose product is annotated as protein 60A-like. The record is from RefSeq and is a predicted model, not a curated record. Gene Ontology annotation, molecular function: growth factor activity; cytokine activity. Gene Ontology annotation, cellular component: extracellular region. Gene Ontology annotation, biological process: SMAD protein signal transduction; BMP signaling pathway. NCBI's taxonomy places the organism in Eukaryota, Metazoa, Arthropoda, Insecta, Hymenoptera, Vespidae.
CGACGACGACGACGACGACGACGACGACGAAGAGGACGAAGGCAACAACGACGACGACGAAGACGAAAGUGUUGUGGCGGCGGUGGUGGUGGUGGUGGUGGUGUUGGAGGCGGGAGGGUGACCUCCGGCCAGAGCUCGUCGACGACGAGAUGUUAUCGUGCCGUCUCGCGCCGAUUCUGAUCCUCACUACGAUCCUCAGCGAAUUAACGACGAGCGGCUGCGGUGAGAGGAUGAGUGGACUUUACGUCGACAAUGGCUUCGAUCAGACGAUCGUACACAGGGUCGUUAGCCAGAGAGAAAAACGUGAAGUCGAGCAUGAAAUAUUGAAUUUACUCGGGUUGCCUGAUAGACCAAGGAACACAGCUGGAAGGCCACCUCAAAUCAAAAGAUCCGCACCUAAAUUUCUUCUUGACAUUUAUAAGAACGCUCUUGGCGAAGAUGAGGACGAUAGCCGACGAUCGAUUGCCGAUCAAACGCAUAGGGCUGGAGGAGAGUUCGAUCUUACUGGUCAGGAUCUCAGGGCCAUCGACCAGAGCGACGUCAUCAUGACCUUUGCUGCGCACAAUCAUCACGUUCCUGGGGUGAGGCACGAACGCGGAAAAAGGCUUUGGUUCGAUGUCUCGGAUGUUCCACCUGGAGAACACAUAAUUGGAGCUGAAUUAAGGCUUUAUCGCAGCAUAGACGUGAAAAGUCGAAGGAAUCGUGGAUCUUACAUGAUCACGGCAUAUCGGGUUCUAAGAAGUGAAGAUGGGUCACGGGAAUUACAAUAUGUUGAUGCGAUAAACACGACAAUAGGAAGAGAAGGAUGGUUGACAUUAAACGUCAGCGAACCUCUUUCACAUUGGGUGAAUAACCCCAAUGGAAAUCGAGGAUUAUAUCUUUCGGUUCAUCCUGCCGAUCGUUCUGUGCACGAGAUGAGGCCAGAGGAUGUCGGCAUCGUUGGGUUCAGAGGUGAUCCGGACAAGCUACCCUUUAGUGGGUUACUUCAAAGCUCUGGCAUCAGAGAAUCGAAAGUGAGACAAAAACGUGAUGCCAGGAGAAGAAAGAAAAGCGAAUCGUCUAGCUUAGAUUAUCGAAAUAAUCCUUACACCGAUCCUGGCGCGCAAUACAACUCGAGAAACGCAAGAUUUCAAACGCUCUACGUCAGCUUCAGGGAUCUUCAGUGGCAGGACUGGAUCAUAGCACCGACGGGUACCGACGCAUAUUAUUGCAGCGGUGAAUGUAAUUUUCCCUUGAACGCUCAUAUGAACGCUACCAAUCAUGCGAUCGUACAAACAUUGGUGCAUCUCGACCCCGGUAAAGUACCAAAGCCCUGUUGCGCGCCUACGAAACUUUCUGCCAUUUCAGUCUUAUAUUUUCUCGACGAGAGCAACGUUAUUUUAAAAAAGUAUAAGAAUAUGGUUGUAAAGAGCUGCGGCUGUCAUGAUCAAGUUUACCCACUUUUUCGAAAGAACAGUCCUUUCAAUAGCGAAUGGAUCGUCGUUCGAUCCUGCAUCUGGAAGGUCGUCACCUAGCUUGGCGUUUUCAAUACUUUUUUUUUUUUUGUUUUUUUUUUUAUUCAAAACGUUUCAACAGAAACAUGGCAAUGAGUCGUAAACGAGCAACGAUACCUACGUUUUCCCAUCAUUUUUUAUAAUCAUUGGUAAGACGCAACCCCGAUGCAAUCCUGACGCAACGUUCAGAUCCAAAUUUCUCUCACACACAUACACACACACACACACACACACACACACACACACA